Patiria miniata (bat star) is the source of this 6026-nucleotide messenger RNA. RefSeq names its product ankyrin repeat domain-containing protein 11-like. Gene Ontology annotation, cellular component: nucleoplasm. The transcript has 14 exons. The record is from RefSeq and is a predicted model, not a curated record. The coding region runs from base 392 to 4207 and encodes 1271 amino acids. Lineage: Eukaryota; Metazoa; Echinodermata; Asteroidea; Valvatida; Asterinidae. Gene Ontology annotation, molecular function: protein binding.
GAGCAAGGCGGCGGCGGGGAAAGGGUACUUGCUAAAUUUUCGCAUGUUAUAUUGAUUGUGAGUUUUCGUGGUCGUCAACGUUUCUCCUUAGGAAUCAAGGAAAAAGAUAAUACACCUGCGAGAAAAACGGAAAGGAUUACCACCGGCAAGUCACUGAAAAGUCACACACAUCUAAAUUGGAAAUACAGAGUUACUUACAGUUACGUCUUGCCCAGGUGGAAUUGAAAAUGACUUGGAUCGUCACUUGCUACUAGCCGGCCGCAGGAUGGAGGAGCUGAGGUAGUGUCCACGAUGCGACAGAAAUCUCCUCGGACGCGGAACGCAACCCCCUGAUGACCACUUCUUGCCAGUGUACAAGUGAGCGCGUCUUACUUCCCAACGAGCAAGAUCUAUGGUCCAGUAUUCAGGAAUGGCUGAGAAGACCUCUCCACAUAGGAAGGAGAAGCAAGGAGGGGUGAAGUCUCCCAUGGCAACCAAGGGGGAGGGGGGUAAAACCCUCAAACGCAAACUCUUCACUGGUGUCAAUGGGGAAGGGGCUGAAGACAAGAAGCCGCCCAAGCCGACGCCGAAGCGCAAGAAGCCCACGUCCCAGCCGGGCAGCCCGACUCUCCUGGGAACGCCGGGGCGCUCCAUCCCACUGUCGGAGAGGCAACAGUUGGCUCUGCUCAUGCAGAUGACGGCUAACGAAGAGAACAACAGCCCAGUCGUCAAUCACCCUCCAGCCAAGCCCCUCACGACCCCGGGAUCGGUGGGCGGCGUCAAGAACAAGGCCAACAAGCGCAACGAGCGAGGGGAGGCCCCACUCCACCUAGCCUCCAUCCGGGGCGACGUCCAGGCCACCAAGAACUUGAUCAAGCAGGGGGCGGAGGUCAACGUGCAAGACUUUGCAGGUUGGACGCCUCUCCACGAGGCCUGUAACCAUGGCUACUAUGAGGUUGCCAAGCUGCUUCUCAAGGCCGGAGCAUUCGUUAACACCCAGGGACUAGAAGAUGACACCCCGUUGCACGAUGCCGCCGUGAAUGGCCACGUCAAGGUGGUGGAGCUACUCCUGAAGCACGGAGCCAACCCUCUCCAGGUCAACAAGCGAGGCAAGGCCCCCAUCGACCUGGCCUGCAACGCCGAGAUCCGCAGCCUCAUGAAGAAUGAGAUCAUCGAGACCAGCAGCGACACCUCCCUGGCCGAGGCCCGGCCGCCGACGUCACCGGAGAGCGUGGACUCGGUGGACGGUCAUGAACUCAGAAAUGGCCAGGCUAGACCCGAUCCGUACGAGUUUGACCAUCAGGAUCGCAGUCCCAACGAGCAGAAGAUAACGAUUCACUGGGCGUCGCCGGACAAAUCUGGCAAGGGGGCAAUCAUGGAAAUCACCAGAACUAUCCCCAAAUUGAACGACCGAGCCACCCCAAACUCCAUGACCUCGACAACCACGUCGGACAGCGAUCUGUUUGAUCCCCACUUAAACACAAAACCUUUGAAUAAUGCUGCGCCUAAUGUAGCUGUUCUUAAACAGCAGCAACAACCGCAGCAGCAGCAUCAUCUGCAGCAACAGCAGCAGCAGCAACAGCAGCAACAACCUGUGCGCGUAGUCGUUCCCGAGGUUCGGAACUCGCAUCAGGACUUGAAGUCCCAAGGAGAGGUGUGCAACAACGCCUCGCGUUCCUCCCCAAAGGAAUCCAACACUGUCCCCAUGUGUGAUACGGGGGUGCCCAGGGUAGCGGGCGCCAAAGAGGACUCGGACAGCAGUCUGAGCGAUUUGAACUUGAUCAUGUCGGACGACUCCAAUGCAGCAACCGAGACCAAAGGGACCUCAGGUAAAGCGGACAGCACCACGGCAGAAUCCACGCUCUCCUCAUUCAUGUGGAACACCGCCAAUGGAAGAACUUUACCGCAAUCGAGUUAUGUCAGCAACGCCAUGGUUCCCACGAUAGACUCCAGCGCCCAGCAGCCACAGCAGCCGCGUGUGAAUGCCGCUAGUAUAUCAUCAGGCUCUGUUUUCCCGGAGAACUCUUCCAGCAAGCAGGACACGUCCCUAGCCAGUUUGAAUGUGAACAGUAAAGCCUCCUCGUCCUCAAUGAGCCCCCUGGCUCCAUUCAGUACUUCGUCUCUGUCGUCGUUGCCUGGACUGCCUCUCCAACAGGCGCAGAGCCGCAUUGCGCCAGACACGCCCUCAGAGUCUGUUGACUCGCAACAACGCCCAUCCAGUAACGUUGUCGUCGGGCAGGAUUUGCCGGUGCAGCCGUCGCAGUCCACUCACCCUAACCGCUUAGUAUCAGCUACCUCGGCGAGUCUGACCAGUACCAAUUACCAAACGGAACAGAAGCCAGUCGAUAGACCGGUGCCUGGCUGUGCUGACACUCAGGCUACAAACAGUGUGUCAGAGUGGAGGACAGACACCAAACCAGUCAUGCCUAUGGCUGAUAGCCGCUUAGGAAGUGAGUCGGAUUCAAGUAUGGAUAGACUUAUACAACCUCAGGUGCAGCAGCAGCAGCAGCAGCAGCAGCAUGAGAGGCGGGAUCGCCCAAAGAGACACAAAGAUCGCUCGCAUCAAAAAUCACAUCGGAGACACCACAGACAUCAAAGUCAAUCUAGUCAGGGGUCACGCUCCUCUAAGGAUGAACGCUCCUCUAAGGAUGAACGCUCCUCUAAGGAUGAACGCCACUUCAGUGAGGAAGCCAGUACCUCGUCCAAGUCCCCAUCACCGGAGGUGAAAGCUGUCGAGAAUGGACAGGUUGAGCUCGCGGAGAACUCCCCGGAUGGCCAUAAAUCAGACCCCCAACAAAGAGCAUCACCUUUCCCAGUUGCGAGGGAAUACUACAUCGUCUCGCAACCAUCCUCGGCCGAUAACGCCGGAGAAAUCAAAGCUUUGCUGCUCAGACCGCGGGAUCCCAGUACCAUCCCACAAACUCGGCCCAAAGAGGCCACCUCCUCUCCGACAUCUGUCUCUUCCACAAGUGCCUCUCUGCCUCCGGAAAACAACCAAACACCAGCUGAGCAGGACCCCACGACCUCCAACAGGAUCACAGACUCUGUCGCUGCCUCAUCUAGCACUGACUCGACCAACCGCAAAAGUCCUGUCUUACGCGAUUUGGAAAGGCGGAGAUCGCCAGCAAGGGGAAGCCCGGAUGUGACAUCAUCGUCAUCGUCCACCUCGAACCAGACGGGGAAAGGCUCUCCAAAAGCUCAAGAGCAGCCUCCAGCAGUGCAGGAGAAACCCCAACCUCCCAAGCCCACACGGACACUGCGAUCUAACUCAGGAAUGGUGAACUCUAACAGCAACAGUGCCGCCAACGAGACCAACGGUAACGAGAAAGAAAUCGCGAUGACCACGCCCAUGACCAGGAGUCGCCGCAUCCAAGCUGCCGAGUCCUCCUCCUCAACCUCCACGCCGGAGCCCAACUUGGAAUCCUCUCAUCCCAGGAAGCGAAAAAUGGCACGGCACCGCCAGCAGCAACAGAAUAACGGGGAGUGCUCAACCAACGUUGAACGGCAGUCACCGCCGGCUCCCUUGGAGAGAAUCAACACCAUGGAGAUGUUUCUGAACAUCAGGCAGAGGAUUGCGGCCCGGCAACGGACGAUGAUAGCCAACGUCCAACCUAAGCAACCCAGCGGUUACAGCGAGUACCUGAUGCAUAGGAAGACCUACCUACUAGCCAGUGAUCCAGACACCAAGAUCAGCGUGGCUAUCCCUAAUAUGGAAGCACCUCCUGAGCUACACAACAUCUGUCUGCAACAGUUCCGAGAACAGGAAAAGAAGCGACAUGAUCUAAGAUGUCGACAUUGUAUUGAGAGAGAGAAACUGAUGUUAGCAGCUGAGCAGGACAUCAUCCGAGUGUACGGUCGAGCAGCGAGGGCCUUAGCCAAUCAGAGCAUUCCAUUCAGCGUCUGUACGGUUCUCAAGAACCAGGAAGUCUACAACAUGCCCGAGCCCAUGCCACAUGAAGAUAGCAAAGGAAGCAUCCGUCAACGCUACAACGGUCGACAGCUACUGUCGUGGCUGCAGGACGUGGACGACAAGUAUGAGAAAAUCAAGGAGGACCUUCUUCAACGGCAUCAACACGAGGCGGCGUCGCUGUACGCCAUACAGAAGCUGGAAUGGGAGCUCAAGUUGCAGGAGUUGAAGCUGUGGGACCCCAAGAACCGCCCCCAGAUCCCGUCCUGCCACGUGCCCAUGGUGGAGGUCGACAGAGACCUGGAUCUGCUACCGGCCUAGAGGUCUUAAACCAUCGAGGAAAAAACAACGGAUGAGGUCGGAAAAUCGGAUUGAUUACGGAGAGGAUUGAAACCCAUGUAACUGAUUUACACUUGGGGUAACCGGCGAAGGAUUUGAAAAGGGAUGGGCGGAGUUAUUGAAUGGGAGGUGAUCCCGUAAAGGGGGUGGAUGUUCGGGUUGGGUCAUUCGGGGGAUGUUGGCAUGGUCGAUUCGUCGGUCAAAAUUUUGCCCGCACGAUUUCGUGUUCAGAGGUGGUUUGUUAAUGGGAAGUUUUAUGAGCGAAAAUUUUGGUAGCUUGUUGGCACUAGAAACAAAAAAAACAGUAAGGUGGCGGUGGAAUAUGGAACAGGUUUGAACGUGUACCGAGUGGUGAUUUUGAAAAGAUUGAUUUUAUGACUGACUAGUUGGCAAACCUGUGAGGUUUUUAUUGAGGUGGUUUUUCUUUUUUUUUUUUGGAGAUUUUAUUUGGUCAAAUUGAAGGAUUGGGUGAUUGGGAUGUGGGGACGAAAAGAGCUUUAGGGGAACGUAACUACCAUUUCCAGAAGAACGACCGUUUUGCGGAGAGGAAAAUCUCGCUGUCAUUUUGGUGGAAUUUAUUGUUAUUUGUUGGGGUUUUUUUUUAUCCCAAGGGAUAACCAGAAGAACCAAUUAUUUGAGGAAAAUAUUGAGAAAAAAAUGUUGUCUUUAUCACAGGUACAUUGUAAAUAAAGUAUACAUAUAAAACAAAUGUAUAUAUAUAUAAAAACAACUUGUGUUUGUAAAUUACACAUUGACAAAAUUCACACAUGUACAGAGAGUUACUCUUUAACACGAAUUGAUUGUUGUUGUUUUUCUAACAAAUCAAGAAUCUGUUUCUGAUGGAGAUUUGUUCUUAACAAAAUUUGGAAAAAAGUUUAACAACUGAGGGAGGUUUCCCAAGUUGUUGUUGUUUUGUUUUUUUAAGUGAUUGAGCUUUGUGGAUUUUUUUUUGUUUUUAGUGAUGUUGACCAAAAAUUCUGUUUUUAAUAGUGGAAUUAUCUGUUAUAUCGUUGGGACUCGUGUUCAUCGAUAACUGAAGAGUUCUAUUCAGUUUUUAGGGUCCUUUAUUUUUUUUCCCUGCAGAGAUUUGUUUUAAAUUUUGCCAUUUUUUUUUUGGUUUGAUGUUUGAAGACAGUUUGAUGUUGGAAAACUGCUUUUGAAGAAACAGCCUGCGCCAGUUAGUUUAUGUAAAUUAAAAACAAAAACCAUCAAAUUGAAAGUUGACCAUUGUUUUUAAACUUCGGGUUUAGGUAAACUAGUUAAAUGAUAAACUAGUGCACAGCGUUUUAACUAGAUUAACUAGUUAUAUGGUUUUAUCAGUCAACAUGGUCCACAGCUAAUCCUGUUCAACUGUAGAUACCUUACUAAUAAACCGAAAAAUCCAUACGUGUUUCGCUUAAACCCCACCCCCCCCCCCCAAAAAAAAACUCUACACCCAAUCACAAAGUAUGUUAAUAACCUAAACUAGGUCAAGCCUUGGCAAUCUUAACAAAAAUAAAUAGUAAUUUUCCCGACCCUAAAAAAGAGAUUUUAUAGAAGCUAUGGAAGGGAAAAACCCUUAUUAUUGUAGAUUUCCAUUCAUUUUAUACAGAAUUUGUGCUGGAUUUUGUGAAAUCUGACCAUUAGUCCGUUCAUUUUAAGUAUUAUCUUUUCAAAGCCACUCUUUGUCAAAAAUAAAGGUAUCUAGAACAUAUUCCUGUAACGAUGAGAACUAUACUUGUGCAUGUACAUUUUCUUGGUGCAAAGAAAAUCUAACGUAUGUCCCUCAAAAUUAGCAUUUCCCUAUAUAAGCCCAAAAAAA